Molecule: messenger RNA, 4313 nt
Organism: Caenorhabditis sp. 36 PRJEB53466
Lineage: Eukaryota; Metazoa; Nematoda; Chromadorea; Rhabditida; Rhabditidae
Source: the annotation of a GenBank genome assembly
AUGCAUAACGGACAGCCAGGCCGUCAGUUUGCGUUCUGCACAAAAAAUUCUGACUUUUUCUGAAUUUUCAGGUCCUGGAUAUCAAAAUUGGCGGAGAAAUCAGCAUCAGAAUUCGCACGCUCACGCACCCCACGGCCACCAACAGAAUGCGAUAUACGUGGAGCCCGUCUACGCACCACCACCACACUUUGCACCCAACUUUCAGCAAGUACUACAUCGUCGUGUAAGUGGAGAGUUCUCAAGUUUUUGUAGCAAUUAGACGUCUUGUUACAAAAUUUACGAGUUUUUGUAGAACAUUCAAUUUUCUACAAAAUCUUGAAAACGUUUUCUCAGUUUUUGCAAUUUUUUUCGUGCUGCGCUUGCUAUCUUGUUGCUCCAAUGAGCUCCCGAUAAUGAGUGAAAAAAUGCAACAAAAAUUGACGUCAUCUUGUCUCUCUCUCUCUCAUUAAGUCACGCCCCUUUUUCCUCAGAUGGCGUGGCGACCUCGUUGAUCGUGUCUGUCUCUCUCUCUUUCAUGCCAUUUCUCCGUCUUCUCGCAGUGCUUUUGAGAAGAGAAAAAAAGAGAAAGAAAGAGAAGGAAGACAAAGAGAAGAAGAAGAAGACGUAGUACUAAAGGUGGCUGCAUACGAAAUGUAUAUAUCUCUUCUUCCUUUGAUCGGUUGGUUGUUCUGGUCGCCUCGCACCACCACCACCACCGCCGACAUUCCUUGUACAUGUACAUAUAAACGGCGGCGCAGUGCAAAAGCCUCCGUCUCGCAGUCGCCGCCGCUCUUUCGUCCGGUUCGGUCCCGCCCGUCUAGUCACUCUCUCCCUCCUUGCGCGCACUUAUCGAUCGAUUCUUGUCCGUUUGGUCGUGUACACGGCGGCGGUGGCCGGUGGCCGACCUCUUCCUCUCACUCGGCGCUCUACGUCUCGCGCUGUUGAGCGCUGUUUCGGCGCGUCCACACCGGCGCAUUUCUUAGUUCUCGCGCCGAUCACUCUCUCUUCAUCUCUACGUCCUUUGGUCCUCUCUCUCUCUCUCUCUCUCUGUUCUGUACUCUUUCGACGCCAUUUUGAGUGAAUGUGAGAGUCAUUUAAAUUUCGCCUCGUUUUCGCGCCCUUUUUUCCCACUGGUUUUUUAGGCCCAAAUAAUUUGUUGAAAGUUGAACAAAUAAAUCAUUCCUAAUAUUCGCAUCAUCGCGAGUUCUUUAAGGUCAAACUUUCUGUUACCUACUAAUUCUGUUUUAGAAUUUCGACCUUUUCUCAGACCUACCCUCACUUCAAAAGAAAAACGGAAAAGCGGUUUCGAAACAUCACAUCGAAACAUGAUUAUAUCAGAAAGGAGAGGGAGAAGGAGGAGAGCGAGUGUGUGUGUAUGUGCGUGAUGACCAAGACCGGUAUCGGCGACCCGUUCCUCUUCCUCUCUCUAGUUUUGGCGAUUUUCUUGUCGGUUUUAUAGUUCUACCUCAUCCCCUAAUCGAUACGUGGCCUCUCAUCUACAGUAGUCCGCUUUUUCUGCUGCUCCAUCUGCUCCCAUUUAGUCCAUUUAGAAAGAAAGUGCUUUCGAAUGUCUGCGCACCCCGCGUGUCACUCUCUAUUUCCGCUGCUCUUCUCUUCCUCGGUCCCUGGCUCGUCCUGGCGCCGCCGCCAGAGGGAGAGAGAAAGAGAAAUAGCAGACGCUCUUGUUUUAGGAGAAUGGGGCCGGGCUUAGUACUCCUCGUUGCUCUUUUUUGCAAACAUUUGGAAGUUUAUAAUUUUUCGGAAGCACGCACCUCAUCUAUGCAAACCAGACAGUUUUGUUUGUAUUGAAGCUCGACUGCCAUUCCAAUUUUUUUCUUACAGAAGUGAGAUAAACUCUUUGAAUAAUCACUCUCUUUUUGCAGCCAAACGAGGUUGAUCCGGGUAUGAAUGGAGACGGUUGGCAAGGACCCGGUGGCGGCCGUGGAGGAGCACAUCACAUGAACGGUGGCGGAGGAGGCCGACGUGGUGGAGGCGGCGGCGGCGGCGGUGGCGGUGGAAUGCACAAUCAGCGAAUGCCGCCAAACCAACACCACGGUGGCAUGAACCGAAUGAUGCCGCCGAGCUUUCGUCAACCGCAACAAUCGCAAUUUAUGACGCCGUAUGCGAUGGGUGCGAUGCCCGGCGACAUGAUGGAUCUGAACAUGCGAAUGGGCGACAUUUCGCUCUCGUCAACGCCAAAUUCAGUGCAGUACGCCGACAUGGGACCGCCGCCGCCGGUGCAGCAGGGAUGGAACCAGCCGGCGCCGUUCGCUCCGCAAGACGAUCUCUAUGAUCCGAACUAUGGGAUCGGCGGAAUGCCGCCUCAACCACCGCAUCCGUUCGGAGGAGUAGGACCUCGCGGUGGCGGAAAUCAGGGAGGGUACGGAAACAACGGGAGCCGAAUGCAAUCGCGACAAGGAGGAUAUUCACGAGGUGUUGGCGGUGGCGGUGGUGGACAGAACAACUUCAACAUGGGACCGCCGAUGAUGGGACCGCCGAUGGUCGGACAGAGCGGCGGACAACCGUUCUACGGAAAUCAACAACAGCCGCCGUUCGCGCCGUCGCCAUUCUCGAUGAGCUCGGCGAUGAGCGGAGGAACGCAGCACGAGCAUCACGGAAGUCAGGGACAGAACGGAUUCCAGAUCUCGGCCUCCUCGAUGGACGACUACUCGAUGUGGACGGACAAGAACGACGAAGAUGCGAAGCGGAAGAAAAUCCUGCGGGACAAGGGAUUGUUGGCGUGGGGCGACUCGGAGGUGUCGAACAACAAGCCGAUCCGUCGUUGGCUGGUGCCGGAAGGUCAGGAGGAGGACUUUGAGUCGGCGAUGGCACGUUGUCCGAGCCAUCUGAAGAAAAAGUCGUUGAACGAAGAGGCUCUACGUCGACGUCUCGGAUCGGACAAUCCACAGAUUGUGGCGCAGGCUCAACAACAAGCCGAAGAGGAGGCGAACGCGACGAUGAAAGUAGGACGGAGGCCGAUCAUUCCGUGCGGAUGGGGAGAUCUUCCGUUGGAGUUGAGCGGCGAGAAGAGCGGUAAGCAUAGUGGAGAACGGAAGGAGGUUCAUCGGGGAAUAGAUAAAAGUUCAGAUUACGACCAGGGAUCGUCGAAAGGGUGGGAUGAGCAGAGCGUGAACGGAAUGAAAUCGCACCACAUGCACCAUCCAGACGAGGCUCUGAUGCCAUGGAACCUGCCGGGAGUGGUCGGAGGUCCGUCGAGCAACGAGACUCGCAAUCCGUUCUUCGCCCAACACAUGCAACAGCAGCAACAACAGCAACAUCAUCUGCCACCGCAUCUCGGAGGAUACGGCGGCGACAACGGAGACUCCGUGUGGCCGACAAUGAUGGAUGGUAAGGGAGACGGCUUCUCGUUUCGAGACCCAAUGAUCCACUUGGCAGGAUCGUCGAUGGCGCCUCCAGCAGGAAACGGAGGAGGAGGAGGAGGAUCGUCCGUGCCCCUCGGUAUGUUGUCGAUGGCGUCGGCCGCCGUGGCGGUAAUGGGCGGCCACGGAAAUGACGAGGAGGGCAGCCAGAAGAAACUGGCGGACAGCCUUAAAUUAGCUGUCGAGAAGGGCCAUCUCGACAUUUCGCUUCUGUCGCUUCCGCACAUUCCGCCCAACGUUUUGGACUUGCUCACCGAAAUUUUGUCGGUUAUCCCGCGUUUGGACGGCUAUGAGGAUGAGCUCAAAAAAUUGGUGUGUUUUUUUGGCAAACGUCCCUCUCUUUGGGUUACGGAUGUGUGGUCGGAGGGAACACAUGUGCUUGAUUGCCAAAAAAAGCGAAUGGAAAGAAAGAGCAUUUGUUUCCUUUGUGGGAAUGGAAAAUUAAAGAGCUUUUGGUGUAAUUGCGCAUGUCCUUCAUCCGUGUUUUUUUGUGUUUUGUCCGUGUUGUCUCGGUGAAUAAGUCCGUUUUUCUUGCAGGUGGACAGUCGCCCUUCGACUUUUGACGAGAAAGAUGAUCCGGAGACGUGGAUGAAUAAAGAGCAGAAGGUAACGGAGCCAAGAGACACUUUCCAACCACACUAUUCAUUUCCUUUGCAGAACGAGCACGACAAAACAGUGAUUGGAGUGGUCACGUCGAAAAUCGAGGUUACGCAGCUGUCGAAGAAGAUCACGGAGGCGCUCGUGGAGGCGGGGCUUAUUGCUCAGUCGCCACAGACUCCGGACUCUGGCGCUUCCUCCCACCACCACCACCACCACCAACACCACCACCAUCAUAUCCGUCACCAAGGCCCGCCACCACCGGGCCCGGACGGGGGAGCCAGCCCGAGCACCUCUUCUCGCGGCGGUAACGGCGGACCGCCUGAUCACUACUAUGACUACUCGUUCCUCGGCUAA